Artibeus jamaicensis (Jamaican fruit-eating bat) is the source of this 1500-nucleotide messenger RNA. It is a transcript of the gene PDHB, whose product is annotated as pyruvate dehydrogenase E1 subunit beta. Gene Ontology annotation, biological process: pyruvate decarboxylation to acetyl-CoA. The transcript is spliced from 10 exons. The coding region runs from base 58 to 1137 and encodes 359 amino acids. Gene Ontology annotation, molecular function: pyruvate dehydrogenase (acetyl-transferring) activity. The record is from RefSeq and is a predicted model, not a curated record. Lineage: Eukaryota; Metazoa; Chordata; Mammalia; Chiroptera; Phyllostomidae.
UUGACGUCGCAGCCCGGCUGUGUUGUCAUUCGGCGGCAGCUAGAGGACACGGUUAAGAUGGCGGGGGUGUCUGGGCUGGUACGGAGACCCCUUCCGCAGGUUUGCGGACUGCUGAGGAGGCGCUUUCACCGGACGGCGCCGGCGGCGCUGCAGGUGACAGUUCGUGAGGCUAUAAAUCAAGGCAUGGAUGAGGAGUUGGAAAGAGAUGAGAAGGUAUUUCUGCUUGGGGAAGAAGUUGCCCAGUAUGAUGGGGCAUACAAGGUUAGUCGAGGCCUAUGGAAGAAAUAUGGGGAUAAGAGGAUUAUAGACACACCCAUAUCUGAGAUGGGCUUUGCUGGAAUUGCAGUAGGUGCAGCUAUGGCUGGGUUGCGGCCCAUUUGUGAAUUUAUGACCUUCAAUUUCUCUAUGCAAGCUAUUGACCAGGUUAUAAACUCAGCUGCCAAGACCUACUACAUGUCGGGAGGCCUUCAGCCUGUGCCCAUAGUCUUCAGGGGGCCUAAUGGUGCCUCAGCAGGUGUCGCCGCCCAGCACUCACAGUGCUUUGCUGCCUGGUAUGGUCACUGCCCAGGCUUAAAGGUAGUCAGCCCCUGGAAUUCAGAGGAUGCAAAAGGACUCAUUAAAUCAGCCAUUCGGGAUAACAAUCCAGUGGUGAUGCUAGAAAAUGAAUUGAUGUAUGGAGUUCCUUUUGAAUUUCCUUCAGAAGCACAGUCAAAAGACUUUCUGAUUCCUAUUGGAAAAGCCAAAAUAGAAAGGCCAGGGACACAUAUAACUGUAGUUGCCCAUUCGAGACCUGUGGGCCAUUGCUUAGAAGCUGCAACAGUGCUGUCUAAGGAGGGAAUUGAAUGUGAGGUGAUAAAUAUGCGGACCAUCAGACCAAUGGAUAUUGAUACAAUAGAAGCCAGUGUCAUGAAGACCAAUCAUCUCAUAACUGUGGAAGGGGGCUGGCCACAGUUUGGAGUAGGAGCUGAAAUUUGUGCCAGGAUCAUGGAAGGCCCUGCAUUCAACUUCCUGGACGCUCCUGCCGUUCGUGUCACCGGUGCUGACGUGCCUAUGCCUUAUGCCAAGAUUCUAGAAGACAACUCUGUACCUCAGGUUAAAGACAUCAUAUUUGCAAUAAAGAAAACGCUGAAUGUCUAGUUUGGACUUGAAUGUCAAGUCAUUGGGAUUUAUUUAAAGUACUUGCUGACACUACCUGGAUUGACCUUAUGAUACAUAAAUGUUUUUGUACAGGGAAGAGGUUUAAAUGUGCUCGUAUGUGGAAAAACUCCAUUCUUACUGCCUGAGACUACAUGCCUGUUUUUUGUCUUUACAAUUGCCGUUUCUUUGAAUAAGACCAAUGUAAAAUUGUACCCUCUCACUGGAAGGACAGGGUGUGACAGUGGCAGAAUCCUGAUGAAAGAUUUAUCCAAAAAAAGGCAACUAUAUGUAAAAAUAAUAGCAUAUGAUCUACAUUUCCUGUUACAUUGUUUUGAUAAGGAAUAAAGGAAUUCCUAACUAUGA